Messenger RNA from Durusdinium trenchii, 1227 nucleotides. NCBI's taxonomy places the organism in Eukaryota, Dinophyceae, Suessiales, Symbiodiniaceae. The record is from the annotation of a GenBank genome assembly.
AUGUUGCACAUCGUUGCGCCUUCGAAACACAUGAUUAUGUGGCACUGCAGACAUCUUCUAGAUGGCUUGGGUGCGCAGAGCAACUCCACUAUGACGGCUUUAUUGGGUAUCUUGCGCAUCAUGAUGUCGUCAAGGGUGGUUUAUUGCAUGGCGUGUGAAGCUUUCGUCGCAAAGCAGGCAGCCUAUCAAUUAGCAGCAGAGCCACAGGUGCAGCAGCGUUUGGCCAUUUAUGUGGCUCAGUUCCGGUGGCAUGGUCUCAACGUCAGGUCAACCGAAGUGUUCAUUUUGCGCUCAAUGUUGUGGGCACGUUUGCCCGGGAUGUACUUCAAAAGCGUCCUUGAGGCAUUCCUGCGAGAGAAUGGAAAAAGCAUCCCUUUGAAGUUCAAGUGGGCAACAGACAUGGAAUUCGUUCCUUACUCUGAGAUGAUGACAUAUCGCUGCGGAGUUCUUGUCCCAAAUGAUUUGACGAUGGCAUCAUUUGCAGAGGCAUAUGCCAUGGGGUUUCCGCUUUUCUUGCCUGUGGAUGAGUGGCUCUAUAGGCUUCAAAAGUCAGUCCCUUAUGGCUUUAUGGUUCAUGCUGUAUCUCUUCCAGGCGAUCAUCCAUCUCCGUUUUGGCAAGAAAAAUCCCGCGCUCUCACCACCGUUAUGAUGUGGCUGAGGUUGUCAGAUUUCUCGACGUGGCCUUUCACGCAACGCUUCUGCUCGGUGCCAGAACUGCUUGAAGGUUUGAUGAAGACACCCCUGGAGAAAAUUAGCCUGGCCAUGUUGGAGUGGAUGGCAAAAAGCCAAGAGGAGGGGUUGCGGCGUUGGUCUGGGCUUUUGCACAGCUUGCAACAAGGCAGCGAAGUAAUGUCAGAGAGUUCUUUGGAGGUGUUGCAAGAGUCUGUGUUUGGUCCAGGCUAUGUAAGCAGGAGCGACCUGCUAUAUUCUGCACUAGCUUGUGAGCAUGAAAAGUUCGACAAGUUCGGAUGGCCUGCGUUUCGUUCAGUUGUUGAGGCCAAUGCAGUCGCUGGUUUUCCUUUGGAGCAGGACAUUGCUUUCUUCACCGAUGUUGCCCUUUUGGACCUGGGAGAGGCUGCUGCAGAAAGCCAAGUGAGAUCUUUCAACGUUGCGCUCCAGCACUUCUUGAAGAACCUUUCGGCAGAUGAGGUCGAUAUCGCUUUUGCAGGCCUGGGUCAUUGCCAUCUUGGCGUGGUGGGCUGCGAGUGCUUUUCGUGUUUACGCUGA